UAAAAACUAAAAUGAACCGUCGAACCGGUCGGAAACAAAUUUGAAACGGCUAAAUGCCGAAUUCGAGGAUGAACUGGAGCGAACAGGGAAGUGUUUGCUGUUCGUGAAAGUUCAGUGUAUUUACAUUAUAAUAAAGGAGAAAAAACUUUAGUGUUAAAGGUGAUAGAGAAAAAAUUUUAUUUAAUCUAGUAAAGUAGAAACAUUUUGCCUAGAUUAAUCUCUUUCGAAGUCAAUCAGGUGACAAUAUCACUGAAUUGGAAUAAAGACGAAAUUUGAAAGUAAAUUGUGGCCGAAAUGCCACGUCGUAAACGCUCCAAUGCCGAUGAAAAGAGCAGCACAAAGCGAAAAAGUCCCUGGGUUUGUGCAGAGUGCCGAAAGAAAGAAAACAAGCCUGAGAACGGAGAUGACGGCGAAAGGGAACGCAUGCCUCCAGAAAAAAGGCCGAAAUUGGAAAUUGACAAAGUAACGCCGGAGCCUCCAGCAAAUACUGCGGAAAAAAGCGAGCCGGAGAGCCAACUCAAGUCGGAAAAAUCCGACAGCGAUAUCCCGAGGGAAAAGUUUUCAGAUGAGUUCAUCUCCAACCAGGAAAACUUAUCGACGCUGAAAGACAAAAGGAGAAAAGGCAAAUAAUUUUGGUUUGAUAUUCUAAAUUAAACACAGUUUUCAAAAACA
Cimex lectularius (bed bug) is the source of this 672-nucleotide messenger RNA. RefSeq lists its product as uncharacterized. The transcript has 2 exons. Bases 295 to 630 code for a protein of 111 amino acids. The record is from RefSeq and is a predicted model, not a curated record. NCBI's taxonomy places the organism in Eukaryota, Metazoa, Arthropoda, Insecta, Hemiptera, Cimicidae.